Anopheles moucheti is the source of this 1137-nucleotide messenger RNA. RefSeq names its product ficolin-1-like. The transcript has 4 exons. Lineage: Eukaryota; Metazoa; Arthropoda; Insecta; Diptera; Culicidae. Bases 1 to 1137 code for a protein of 378 amino acids. The record is from RefSeq and is a predicted model, not a curated record.
AUGGCGCUGAAGGUGGGAUUGUGUCUUCUGUGUGUGUUCUUCGUUCCGGUGUUGUGUGAUGAGGAUUGUUUUAAACGUAGUGAAACGUUCCUGUCCAAACUUAGCAUGGAGAUCGCAGUUAUGGAGAAAGGGAUCGAAGAACUUUCUACCUUCACCAAAGAUGUUGUGUGGAAUACGAUGCAAAUGGAGAUGCGACUCCGUCAGUUAAAUAUGGAGAUGGAAGCUUUUCGGCAGUCCUCAAUGUCAGCAAUAACAUCUGGCAAUAUGCCAGAAUCAACUGCAGCUCAAACAACAGCUUCUGUUUCGUCGAUGUCACAAGGCUCAGCUGGAGUAGGUUCGGCUGCUGGGUUAUCUUCUAACGCUUCCAUGGCAACAAGCACAUGUAAUCUGCAGCAAUUGCUUCUGGAUCAGUUUAAGGGGAACGUGUUGAUAGAGAUCAAAUCCCCUCCUGCUGAGUCUGGACCAGUGGAAGAGACGACGCCGAUCGUUCCCGAAAAGAAUACCAUAUUAGGUGUACUAGACUCAUGCUCAGAGGCAUCUAAAACCGGCCUGUAUGAGAUGCGGAUGCCUGGAAACGGGUCAAUGAAAGUAUUGUGCGAUGCAGAGUUCGACAAGGGAGGCUGGGUUGUGAUACAGCAUCGUUUCAACGGAUCCGAAGAGUUCUAUCGCAACUGGACCGAUUAUGUGGCCGGCUUUGGCGACCUAAAUGGCGAGUUUUGGUUGGGAAAUGAGAAAAUUUAUAAGCUAACUUCCUCAGAACCUCUUGAAAUAGCUUUCGUAAUGGAGGAUUUUGAUGGCAACGUGGGAAUCGCACGUUAUAACGCGUUUAAGCUAGGCGACUAUGCCGAAAAGUACACCCUGAAAAGUUUGGGCACAUUUAGUGGAAACGCGGGAGACUCGUUGUCGCGUAAUGUAGGAACCAUGUUUAGUACGUACGAUAUGGAUAACGACAAGUACUCGGCCAGCUGUGCAGAGCUGUACCGUGGUGGAUGGUGGUACGACGCUUGCCAUCUAUCAAAUCUGAACGGAAAGUACAUGAAGGGCACUACAACUGUUUAUGCCGUAUCUAUGUGCUGGAAUUCGUUCAAAGGAUUUUAUUACUCACUUAAAACAUCACGCAUUAUGGUACGCUUUUAA